GGGGACGCGGCGGAAAACCUGCGCGCUGUACUCCACACACUCGCCCGCGACGGACCGCGCUCCGCCGUAGCUCACUCUGCGCCCGAGUCAACCAGCUCGCGAGGACCCGCAGGCGGAUAGCGCAGGCACACACACUGGAGCAGGAUGGACGCGGAGUCGUCGAUGCCGGCGCAGGAGGGCGCGCCAGACGAGGGCGCGCUGCAGCUCGUGAAGAACGAGUCGCGUGACGAGCCACCGCCCGCCGAGCCGCGCGCAGAGCUGCGCGGCGAGACACCGGUGGGCGGCGAGCCGCCGCCGCCCAGCGUGAUCCAGUCGCGGCGCGCGCUGCGCACCAUCACGGCGGCCGGGCACAUCACGGAGGGCGAGGAGCUGCCCGACGACGGCGUCAAGGACGAGCCGCCGGAGCCGCCGCCACUGGAGGACGCGCCCUACAAGCAGGAGGACGAGCGCCACCACCACUACGACGAGGAGCGGCUGCGGCUGGCGGACGCGGACGCGGCGCGCUACCUGGCCUUCAGCCGCGGCGCCGCGCCCGGCGGGCCCGCGCCGCGCGGCGCCGCGCCGCAGUACCGCGGCCGGCCGCCCUACCCGCGCGGCCUGGCGCUGCGCUACGGCGCCGCGCCGCACCACGUCAUCGUGGCGGCCGAGCCCGACGCGGAGGACGCGGCCCCCGACACGCUGCAGUACGGCGGCGGCGACGACGCGCGCUACUCCGCCGUGCUGGCCGACCAGGCGGCCGGCGCGCUCGAGAUGAUACAAACCACCGCGCUCAGCAACCAGCAGGCCGUCGGCGUCGCUUACCAGCAGGUGAAAUACGAGUCGCGGGGUGAGAGUGAGGCGCGCGCGGGCACGUACGCGAGCCUGCAGCCGGUGACGUCGGUGCACGGCGGGUACGCGUACUCGAGCGGCAGCCCCGUGUACGGCGGCGCGGCCGGCGCCUACCAGUACGGCGCCGGCAAGGAGCUGCUGACGCUGUACGGCGGGGGCGGGGGCGGGGGCGGCGGCGGCGGCGGGGGCGGCGGGGCGCGGGAGGGCGAGUCGCCCCCCGGCCAGCUGCUGUACCGCUCCGACCCCACGCUGUCGUCGUCGUCGCUGCCGGCGCGCUCGCACGUCGUGUACGGCUCCGUCGUGCCGCAGUCGCAGGCCAUCUACGAGGCGCCACCCAGCCCCAACUCACAACAAGUGACGCUGUACACGCACGGCAACGCAGUGCAGUACAAGGUGGGCUCCGUGGGCGGUGUGGGUGGCGUGGGCUCUGUGGGCGGUGUGGGCGAACACUACCUGGGCGGCGGCGGCGUGGAGUACGUGCCGGUGUCGGGCUACGAGGCGGGGCUGCUAGUGGAGGGAUACGCGGCGCCCGCGCAGGCCUGGGCGCCGCACAACCUGCUGCCCAUCGACGACCAGUUCGACCCCAACAUGGCGGGCAUGGGCGAGGUGAAGGAGUGCGUGAACUGCGCGGCGGCGACGACGCCGCUGUGGCGCCGCGACGGCACCGGCCACUACCUGUGCAACGCGUGCGGCCUCUACACGCGCAUCAACGGCGUCAACCGCCCGCCGCUCAAGGGGCAGAAGGCCAAGCCGCAGCAGGCCCUGCCGACGAACGGCAACCGGCGCGUGGGCGUGACGUGCGCCAACUGCCGCACCUCCAACACGACGCUGUGGCGCCGCAACAACAACGGCGAGCCCGUCUGCAACGCGUGCGGCCUCUACUACAAGCUGCACAACGUGAACCGGCCGCUGAGCAUGAAGAAGGACGGCAUCCAGACGCGCAAGCGCAAGCCCAAGAGCAUGGGCGGCGCACACAGCGGGCCCGCACGGCCGCCGGCGCCGCUCGCCGGGUACCCGCGCUAGAGCCGACGCGGGCGCAGAUUCCAGCCGCCGUGCCAUCAACCUGCUUACAGGGUGGGCAGGCCGAUACUUGCCAGUUACAUCUAGUUCAAUGAACCCGUACCAAAGUGCCGUGAGACAUUAAAUUGCCCCAGUGUCGUUCAGGGACCAAGUACACUAUAUAACUGAUCGCGAACGAAUUUAUUAAGUUAGUGAAUUUGUUGUAUCACGCGUGUGCCAAAGAUUGUAUGUUUGUGUGCAAGACUGAUGGAAUUAUGAGUGCGUUUGUAUGUGUGUGUGUGUGUCGAGCGACUUGUACAGGCCUCUACUAUUUAUAUUAAUUCCAUAGAAAUAAGUGUAAGUAAUUACAUUAAGGAGAAUUUAUUUGUAUAAAUGAAAGAUUAUAAAAUAUAAUUACGACAAAAUAAAUAAAUC
This is a messenger RNA of Pectinophora gossypiella (pink bollworm), 2262 nucleotides long. Its product is annotated as transcription factor GATA-4-like. The coding region runs from base 145 to 1851 and encodes 568 amino acids. The record is from RefSeq and is a predicted model, not a curated record. NCBI's taxonomy places the organism in Eukaryota, Metazoa, Arthropoda, Insecta, Lepidoptera, Gelechiidae. The transcript has 8 exons. Gene Ontology annotation, biological process: cell fate commitment; negative regulation of transcription by RNA polymerase II; positive regulation of transcription by RNA polymerase II. Gene Ontology annotation, molecular function: DNA-binding transcription factor activity, RNA polymerase II-specific; zinc ion binding; RNA polymerase II cis-regulatory region sequence-specific DNA binding.